AUGGGAGGAGAGGGAUGCUCCCUGGCCCAGCAGACUUCCCUGCAGGCAGUCCUCUGGGACCCCAGGGGCUGUGCUGGCCUGACGGGGCUGGAGGAGGAGCAGGCUCUCCUGGCCCACAUGAAGGUGGAGUAAUGCCAUGGCGUGUUGGGCUUCUGCCAGGUGCGAGCCUGCUGGAAGCUCCUGCCUCCCUGCCAUGUGGGCAACGUCCUCAAGGAAGAGUCUGAGGGGGCAACAGAGGUUUUCCCGAAGAGGGUGGGUUCCCGCCAGCUCCUGGUGCCCAGGAGCUCUCACUUCAAGCCCUACACGGCUCACGGCCUGCUCUACCUGUGGGCCAGCCCGGACUCGUGCGAGCGGGACCCUCGGCACGGCACCCUCGGCACCUCGGGCCCACAGUGCAAGGGGACAUGGCCGGCCAGGGACCGCUGCGAGCUCCGGUGCUGCGGCAGGGCGGCCCGGGCCGAGGUGCGGGAGCGCUGCAGCUAAUUCCGCUGCUGCUGCUCCAUCAAGUGCAAGCAGGGCCGGCACCCCGUGGAGGUGCUCAGUCUGAUCUCAGUGCCAGGGAAUGUUAUGGAACGAGUUAUCCUAAGUGCAAUCACGCAGCACAACCAGGGAAUCAGCCCUAGCCUGGAUGGGUUCAUAAAAGGCAGGUCCUGCAUGGCCAAGCUGGUCUCCUUUUACGACUAG
This is a messenger RNA of Agelaius phoeniceus (red-winged blackbird), 684 nucleotides long. The record is from RefSeq and is a predicted model, not a curated record. NCBI's taxonomy places the organism in Eukaryota, Metazoa, Chordata, Aves, Passeriformes, Icteridae.